Dalotia coriaria is the source of this 9131-nucleotide messenger RNA. RefSeq names its product Nucleoporin 358kD (gene Nup358). The transcript is spliced from 9 exons. Gene Ontology annotation, biological process: intracellular transport. NCBI's taxonomy places the organism in Eukaryota, Metazoa, Arthropoda, Insecta, Coleoptera, Staphylinidae. Gene Ontology annotation, molecular function: protein binding; GTPase activator activity. The record is from RefSeq and is a predicted model, not a curated record. Bases 137 to 8725 code for a protein of 2862 amino acids. Gene Ontology annotation, cellular component: cytoplasm; nuclear pore.
GUCUCACGCGAGUUGCCUGCACCGACCGCACGACGAAGCAGAGGGCAACGAUUGAAAACAGUUGAAGAGAAAAACGGUUGAACUGCAUCAAGUGAACGCGUGAAUUGUGAUCCAGUGCAUCGUGCACGACUCUAAAAUGUUUAAUACAAAGCAGGAGGUCGACCGGCACGUGGAGAAAUGCAUGCGCAACCUGAACAGCGAAGUCGAGCGCAAUGUGCGAGGUCUUGCUUUUGCGAAAAUGUACUACAAAGUCGGCGACUACGAACAGGCCCUUCGUUACGUCACCGUUUACCUCAACUCACGGCCAUCAUCAGCUGAAGGACAAAAUUUACAAGGAAAGAUUCUUGAGAGAAUUGGAAAAACCAGUCAGGCUUUGGAGGCUUACAGACUGAGUUUAGAUUUGGACUGCAAACAGAAUAGUCUUGUCCUAAAAAUUUGUGAACUGAUGGCAAAAGAACAGCAUCAUUUUGACGCUGCAAGUGCGCGUUAUUACUGCGAGAAGGCACGCUCCAUCGACCCACAGAAUCCAGUAAUUUUCCACCUGAAGGAGCGUCUUGUUGCCGCUGCUAGUAAGGACCCCAACGACGUAACCGAACUUCUCCUUAAAGAACUAGAAUCGCGUCCUCUGGACGUUGAUGUUCGAGUGCGCCUUCUCCGCCAUCUUAAACAGCACAAUCGUGCGCGUGAAGCCUACACGCAUGCGUACGACAUCGAACAGAAGCAAGUGGACGCCUACCUCAACCAUCUGAAAUGGUGUGAAACUGUAGUUGACGUGCUCGGCGUCUACCGAAACACCCAGAAUGUGCUCACAUGGGAGUUCUGGAUGCUGUAUGUUUGUGUAUGGGAUCGCUACGUGGCGCUGAGCUUGAACGAUCGCACCCGGGACUUGGAACAUGCACCGUUGGUUCUGGGUCUUGAUCAAGCUAUACAACUCGCUGCGGAUAAACUAGGUGCGUGUCCACAGAAGCAACUUGUGCAAGAGUUCAUAAAACAUUACACAGGCCAGUUAUGUUGGCAUCUCCUAACUUUAUUAUACAAACAAGCUCGCAAAGCGUUGAUUAAGUAUCGGGAGGCGGGGCAAAUGGGCUUGCCUUUAUUGUUUGCGUCGUACAAUUUCAAGCCGGCGGAUAAACGCGCACUGUGGUUGGAUCAAGCUACACAGGGGGCAAGGCUACAAGUACAAAGAUGGCACCGAGAGGGGGCGUACCGAUGUGCGCAAGCUGGUCACAUGCUGACGAGCUUAGCACAAGAUAGAAAAACAACAAUUCUUGAACGCGGCACGCAGGCUGUAACUGGAGCAUGGCGAGAGAAGACAUUCAAGUUUUUGUUCAUCACACGCGAUCAGCAGAAGAAAGCGUCAACGUCGUUCUUUAUACUUACGCAGAAUUUGUUAGAUAUUCAGGUUAGACUACCCGAGCCUGAUGAUUUGGUUGCAUAUACUAAAACAGCGCAACUUGUUCAUCCUGAUUCGUUACACCAUCAUAUCUGGCUAGGUAUGAAUUCAAAAUUACAAAAUUUUGAAGUUACUGUGUUCCCCGGUCUGCAAUACACUGUCAAAACUUUUACGAACUGCGCUGCGGAGACGUUGAAUGUAUUGGAUAUUCAAGCUUUUAUUUAUGCGGCCACUCUUUGCGGACAGGCUCAACAAGAAGAGCAAAAACAUACGAUUUAUUACAAUGCUGAUAGACCCCAGGUAUUACCUAUUGCUUGCACGGAUUUACUCGGCACUGUUAAUCAAGAGACUUGGUUGCAUUGUGCGUAUAAAAUGUUUACGAACCAUCCAACCCGAGACUUGAGUGAGGUGAGGAUGACGUUGAUUCGCGGAAUUGAAACGGUUCGAUGUGUUGGCAAUCACGGUUUAGAUGCAAAGCUGUUAGUACAACUUGCGAGGACUUUUGCUGAUCGCGCUACGAAAGUUACUAAACAGUCUGAAAUUGAGGCGAAUGAAGCACGCGCUGAGUUGUAUUGGCGUGCUGCUUUAUACUUACUUGAGAAACACAAGAAGAACGAGCAUGUUUCACACACCAAUAAGCGCUUAUUUGAAUACAAGGUAAAGGAGUUAAAUCAGGAUCAAAUACAUCAGGCGAUCAAUGACGGCAAACUUUUCAUGGGUAAACAAGCGAUGAAAAAGAAAGACUAUGAAACCGCCAUGAGUGCUUUCAAAAAUGUUAAAGAUCCAUACGCGUCGUUUUAUCAAGCUCAGAUUUAUAAGAAGAUGGCCGACUUGGAAACGAAUCUGAAGUCGGAAAAUGUUACAUCAGAGAUGCGGUCGCAGAACAUCAUUUUGUUAACGAAGGCGAGGGAUUGUUUCUAUUUGACAUCUGAUAGAUUGAGAAUGCCGGGUGUCGAUCCGAAACAUCCUCUAUUCGAGGUGUUGUUUACUGAUAUUGAAAAGAUUGAUAGGCUUUUAUCGCGAAUCGAUCCAGAUAACAAUCGUAAUGAGUGUGACGGCAUGUCCGAUGAUAAUGUGUCAUCAAUUGAAAGUGAUUUUAAUUGCACCAUGAGUCGACUGGAGACCAGCCAUCACGGAGUACAUUCAACACCGUUCCGCAUGGAUCAUUCCCGUCGAGAUAAUAGAGAUCGAGAAGCGAGACCGUCUCCCGAACGGCUAGACGCUCAGAUAAGACAACUCGCCGCGUCCAAAGAUGUGGCGUUGAAUAAGGUUUUGGAACAGAAUAAAUUUGUGAUUGAAACUCAGAAGGUUUUAGCUGAGGAGUUGAAAUUCUUCCGCGAGUCUGUAUCGGAUUUGACAUCGACUAUUAACGAACUAAAAUCAUUGAAAAUUGUCGUCGAAGAUGUCAAGGAGAUCAAGAAAACUGUGGACGAGUUGGAGAAUCUACGAACUGUAAGUGAUAUGGUUUAUGAGCUGCGAAAGGAAGUGGCGGAACUGAAGAAAGAUAAUGCUGCUGCGGGGACAAGUAAGUCCAAACAGAAUCAACUGAGCGAUGAGGAUUUGUAUGUUUUUGAUGACGAUUAUGCCACCGAGAUGGCCAACGCGCAUGCCAGUUUGUCUACGUCUUUAUAUCAGAAUGCUAGCAGGAUGAACCAAAUGAAUCAAAGUGCCUCGAUGCAAAACUUGGGAUAUCCUGCUAGCCCGAUGUAUGGAUAUCCAAUGUAUCCUCCGUAUGGUGGUAUGCCAGGUAUGGCGAUGCCGCAAGUUCCUGGCGUGCCUGGUGUACCAGGCGUUGGUUACCCACAGGCACAUCAAGAUGCAGCAGCACAUUUAGCGGCGGAUUACCGAGCGAUGAAUCUUUUGCAAGGUUACUCGCAACUUGCUUCCGGAAUGCAGGCGCCUGCACUUGCUCAGCAACUUACAGCAUCUCCAGGGUAUAUGGCGCAGCAGUAUCCGCAGGUUAGUCUGUUUGGAGGUACCGCGGCGCAGAACACAAGUACAGUGACCUCGCAACCAUUAUCUUUUGGCACUGCUGCAACUCAAGGACAAUUAACUAAUGUUGCUGGCAGUGUUACAAUUACUACUACUUCUAGUGGUUUAAGUACGACCACUUCGGCGAGUGCUAGCGCGCGUCCAGCUCCUGUGAACGUGGUGAUUACUUCAUCGGAUCCAUUGCCUAAAACGGUGACCACCCAACAACAAGUUUUAUCGGUUACCAUCCCACCCGAACACCUCAAAGGCAAUAAAGUUCACAACUAUCAAAUUACAUUGCCCAGCAGCGUAUCAUCAUUGGCAAACGCCCCAUCAGUGCUCAGUCAAGCCCCAAUGGUGGUAUCUACCCAGGCCUUGCUUUCCAAUGUCUCGGCACCCGUUUAUUCAGCGCUUAGUGAGUCGCCGACCAAGACUACUAGCAGCAGCACUGCUUUGGGAUUGCAAAUCGAGAAAUCUUUAAACAAUAGUUUCAACCGUACAGCGAAUGAAUCGGAAGGAGAUGUUUCACGCGAUGAUGAGCAUGAUCCUUGCCCUGAUUUCAAACCAAUUAUUCCGCUUCCCGAUGAGGUCCCGGUUACCACAGGAGAGGAGAACGAAAAGGUGUUGUUUAAAGAACGCGCCAAGCUUUUCCGCUAUGUUGCUAAGGAGUGGAAGGAACGAGGUGUUGGUGAGUUGAAAAUUCUGCAACACAAUGACACUAAGAAGGUGAGAUUGCUGAUGCGCCGAGAUCAAGUUCACAAGAUUUGCGCCAAUCAUUACUUAGAGCCUGACAUGGAGCUCUCGCCAAUGAAUAACAACCCGAAGGCUUAUAUUUGGCCAGCAAAUGAUUUCUCUGAUGGCAAUGUUGUGUUGGAGACGUUCUGUGUGCAGUUUAAGACUCCGGAGUUGGCGAAAAAGUUUUAUGAUUGCUUUGAGAAGUCAAAGAUUAUGAAAGAAUCUCCUGCGGCAACUUCAGUGACAACAAUAGGAAAUUCCUCGACGCCCAAAGCGACUACAAGCAAUACUUCUAUGUUUAGUUCAACCCCAUCUACAACAACAACUUCAAAUGUUGGUGGCUUUAAAUUUACAUCAACGCCCACAUUCAAACCCAAAGAAGAUGAGACACCGAAAGCGAUGACUGCAAAACCUGCGGAACCCCCGAAAAGUGCUGCAAGUCCAUUUGCUGGAUUUUCUUUCACACCAACGGCUAAUACUGGCACUACCCCAGUGAGUAAACCAUUCUCGGCGUUUUCAUUCAGUGCCUCCACCACUGCAUCUACCGACAAACCAACUGCAACCAACUUAUUUGCUUCACUGAGUUCACCUUCGACAUUUACUGUAAACAAAACCAGUGUUGCGACACCAACAACUUCAGUUUCUACUCCUGUGAAACCAAUCGAAGCAAGCGCGUUAACUCCGUUAGGAAAACUAUCUACUCCAUCGGAAGUGCAGUCUCCUUCGAAGGACGAGACCGCAGAUGAUUUUGUUCCCACUGCUGAAUUUACACCAGUUAUACCCUUGCCUGAUAUAGUCGAAAUAAAAACUGGCGAAGAAGAUGCGGAAAUUCUAUUUGAAAACAAAGCCAAAUUGCUUCGAUUUGACAGCACCACCAAGGAAUGGAAAGAACGAGGUGUUGGUCAGAUGAAGGUUCUCAAAGGAAAUAAUAUCUUGCGAUUGGUAAUGCGUCGGGAACAAGUGCACAAGGUGUGCUGCAAUCAUCAAGUGUUGAAGCAAAUGCAGUUUAGCAGAAUGGUGAAAUCGCAGUGCGCCAUUACAUGGUGUGCAAAGGACUUCUCUGAAGGUGUUUUGACUACUGAAAUGUUAGCAAUUCGUUUCAAGACGACAGAGAUUGCUACCACGUUCCUGCAGGUAAUUCAGGAUGCACAGAGUGAAAUGGAUGAAGCUAAUUACAUUGGAGGUGCAGGAGUUGACAAAGCCGACUCUCCGCACAAGAAACAUGAUAGUAAAUCUUUGAUAACGACAUUGAAGGAAGGCUUUGGCGAUGCUUUCAAACCAAAAGUUGGUGAUUGGGAGUGUAAGAAUUGUUUGAUUGUGAAUUUAGCAAAAGUUUCGAGAUGCGUCGCUUGCGAAACUCCGAAGAAUGACGCAGUUGCCAAGGCGACUGUUGAUGAUAGCAAGUUUUGUUUUGGUGUGAAACCGCCAGUUAAUGCGAGCAGCGCGUCGUUUUCGUUUGGUACAAAUUCAGCUACAAGCACAACUGGCACAGGCGUGUCUGGAAGCUUUGGAGAUCAGUUUAAACCGAAACAAGGUUCCUGGGAAUGCAAGGAGUGUUAUACAAGAAAUGAUGAGGCUGCGGAGAAAUGUGUUUCAUGUGAAGUGCCAAAAUCCGGCGCCACUGCUGCGGUUGCACCUUCAAGUACAACAUGCACCUUGAAAGGUGUCGACUUAUCCACUGGUGGUUUAUCAUUCAGUUUUGGUUUCCCACCGCCUGCAAGUAACACCCCUCAAUCUGGCCAGAUAAGUCAAAGUGAUGCUGAUUCAAGUGCAUCUGCUGUUUCAUCAACUACCAGUAUUCCAAGUGUAGGCUUUGGCAAUCAAUUCAAGCCUAAAGCCGAUUCAUGGGAGUGCAAAGAAUGCUAUACACGAAACGAUGGUGGUAUUUUGUAUUGUCUUUCGUGCGAAGGUCCAAAAGAUUCUACUGUUCCUCCGAAAUCUGCAUCGUCAAACACGUCCACACUCAAAGGUGUUGAUCUGAGUACUGGUGGUCAGCAGUUUAGUUUUGGAAUUCCCGUUCAAACUACAUCUGCUAAUGACAUCAACAAACCGUUUUCUUUUGCUGCGGCUGGAGAGACUGCUAAAGCUGGAUUUUCAUUUUCGCUGAGCGGAACUCCAAAGGCUGAAAAUAAGGAGGGGGAUGUUGAAGAAGUGUUUGGAUCUCCGCAUAAAAUUGGUUUCGAGUUUACUCCACGUUCUCCAAGAAGGCAAAGCGGUGGGCAACAGUUGGACGAAGAUGGCGGCGAUGAUUCCUAUUAUGAGGAGGAAGAAGCUAAUGUGUAUUUUAAACCAGUAAUUCCAUUGCCGGAUAAGGUCACUGUGACAACUGGUGAGGAAGAUGAAGAUGUCUUGUAUUGCCAUCGUGCCAAGUUGUACCGCCAUGCGGGCGGCGAAUGGAAGGAGAGAGGCAUUGGGGAUCUCAAGAUUUUAUUCCAAAAAGAACAACAUAAGCUCAGGGUUUUAAUGCGGCGGGAACAAGUACACAAGAUUUGUCUAAACCACGUGCUCACACGUGAUAUCGUUUACAAUAAGAAGGACGACAAGACAUGGCUCUUUGCGGCGGCUGAUUUCUCGGAGGGCGAGAUCGAUCAUUGCAGUUUCUGUUUGCGCUUCAAGACUGCCGAGGUGGCGGAGGAGUUUAUGAAGGCGAUCAACGAUGCAUUGAAACGUACCGGCAGUGACGGCAAUGCUGAAACUGCGGGGAUUGAAGGAAGCGAUUCGGACGUUGAGUUUGUCAGUGAGACUCAGGUGAGCCCCGAAGAGCAGGCGGAAGCAAAACGCCUUCUUUUGCCUCCUAAGUUUAUGGCGUAUAGGCAACUGGAUGACUGCAAAUGCGAACAGUGUCUGAAAGACGAUGCAGUUGAGAAGGGAGCAAUCACACCUCAGAAGAACUUAUUUGGUGGUGGCGUUUCAGCUUCACAAAAGACCCUAUUCGGUAUACCCAAGUCUACCUUUUCAUUUGGAAGUUUUGCAUCGCCUGCAACGCAACCUGCCAGUGCACCUGCAAAGCAAGAUAGUGUCAAGGAUUUGCUGCUGAAGCCAUCGAUAUUGGGAACUACUGCUGCGACUGGUUUUAAUUUUGGAUCGCCUGUGGUCACAACAACUCCUCCAGUAGCAAAUCCAGCUGCAGCAGAAACAAAACCAUCACUUUUUGGAAAUUUUGCAGGUAAACCUACACCUACUGGAAGUAUUUUCGCCCAAGCAACUCUCCCCGGUACACCUUUUUCGGGUGAGAACAUUUUUGGAUUGGCAGCGAAUUCUUCUGUGAGCACUGCUAACAUUUUUGGAGGUGGAACUACCAAAACAGGCGCCGAGUCUACGUUUAGCUUUGCUAGCAUCGCCAAACAAGCCGAGGCUGAUUCGAAAGAGGUGCCCAAGAUUGGAGGUGCACCAACGUUUAGUUUCGCGUCUAUGGGAAAGCCCAAAGAAGGUCAGACAGCUACACCAACUUUUGGCUCUGAAGUAGCAGAGCCUGUCCUAGGCGCUGGGUCGAAUCUCAGUUUUGCAUCUUUUGCGGCUACCGCCGAAAAUAUGCCAUUUGGGAAGCCAAAAGUGGAGACCGAUAAUCCGUUCGCCAAACUUGGAGCUGGUGCACCAGUAUUUGGCGCCAAGCUAUCCAACACUUCAAAGACUGAUGACAAUGAUGAGGAGGGAGGUGCGGGAGACGGUGAUCACGAUCCGCACUACGAUCCUAUUGUACCUCUUCCCGACGAGGUUGAGGUCAAGACUGGUGAAGAAGACGAGGAAGUGCUCUUCAGUGAGCGUGGAAAGCUGUAUCGCUUUGCUAAUAAAGAGUGGAAGGAGCGUGGUGUUGGCAAUAUCAAAGUUCUCUACCAUGCCCAAAAUAAUUCUUACAGACUGUUAUUAAGACGAGAAGCAGUUCAUAAAAUCGUUCUCAAUCAGCGCAUCACCCCAGAAUUAGAAGUUAUCGCAUUCACACUGUCAGCCAAUGCAUGGAUGUGGGGCGGUAUGAACUAUGGUGAAGAAGGGCACGUUCUGGAACAGCUCGCUGCUCGCUUUAAAAAUGAGGCUCUCUCACAGGCUUUUUACGCAGCCAUUCAAAAAGCAAUUGCAGCUGUGAGAGCGUCGAGCACGCCAUCAAAGCCUAACGUCAAUGAAAAUGUCUCUGACGUUGAUGAGGACGAUGAGGAUGAAGAUGAAGACGAUGAAGAUAAUGAGGAUAAGGAGGACGACUAUGACGAAGAGGACGAUGAUCGGACUGUGAUGUACAGCUGCGAAUGCGCUCUGUACCAACAAGUGGGUGCUAAUUGGAAACCACUUAUUCAGCACGGCCUCGCCGAAGUAGUCUACGAUCGAGAGAAGGAAAUCUCCAGUAUUAUUGUCAUUGAUGAUGUAGGGAUUAUCUUAUCUAACACACUUAUUGCUGCUAAUUCUAAUAUGGAACGGAAACCAGACGACAGUGGAUGCGAAUUGCAUUGGAAGGCUGUGGAACAUGCCAAUGACGUUUGUGAAUGGCGUACACUUAAACUAAAAUUCGACAGCGAAGAUGAAACUGAAAGCUUCUUCAUCUCAUACCAAGAGGCCAAGUCCUACGCGGAACAAUCGAAUAUAAUCGACGAAAUUCCUACUGAUGUGUAUUACUCGGGUUACGAGUAUGAAUCGUAAAUCGUUAUUAAAAGUUGAUUUAUUCCGAUUUAUAUUCCACGUUUUGGACUUGAUAUUAUAUUUAGUUACAUUAUUCUAAAGGUUUAAUAUUAUGUUCUUAAUAUAGUACUGCUUAAAUUAGUUUGUAGUGGCAACGAAUCUAAAACUACAUGAUGUAUUUUAUACAUAGAUUUUGUAUAUAUUCAUUACAAUUAAUUGAACAACAAUCUUGUUACACUCAAUAUUUUAUAUUACGUAAAAAUUACUGCGCAGACAAUGUUGCGGAUAAAUAAUUGUUUUUGUUCAACAACCAACGCUGUCUACGCAAUACAAUUACAGAAUACAAUACUUUUUUUUCAAGUUUCUAUAAGAUGAAAUGAGACGCUCUGUAUCUCCUAUAAAAAUAAAGCAGUUUUUAUGUUUCUCA